Molecule: messenger RNA, 1341 nt
Organism: Guillardia theta CCMP2712
Lineage: Eukaryota; Cryptophyceae; Pyrenomonadales; Geminigeraceae
Exons: 10
Coding region: 1-1341 (446 amino acids)
Source: RefSeq, a predicted model, not a curated record
AUGGCCGAGCCGGUAGGUCAGGACGCGCUCGCUGCCGGCUUGGCCGCUUACGGCGAGCAGGAGGAGCGGCUGAGAAAGCUCAUGCCCAUGGGCAUGCGAGAGAUAGUUGCAGCUCAUGCAUCUGCCAUGCAGGCAGCGUACGCAGCCUUUGAUAGUCAUUCACAAGGAGCAGAGCAGGGAGGUUUGCAGGAACAACGAGCUGCGCUGGAGGUAGCGCUUUGUCGAUGGAAAACGCCGACGGAUGGUGUGGAUCUUGCAUCAGUGGUGGAAGUGAGCGAGGGAGGAGUUCGUCUGGUGAAAGUAAACGAAGUGGUGGAUGGCAGGGCAGCUGAGUUGGUGAAAGAGAAUUGGCGAGCUCUUGUUGCAGUGUUUGAGAUGGCAUGGGAAGAGAGCUAUAAGCCCAUCCAAGACAAAGUGCAAGCAGGAAACAAGUACGCUAGCGUGGAUGACUUCGACAGCGAGCUUGAAGCAGCCAAGAAGAAGGCAGAGGAGCGAGUUCAGCCUUUCCAGGAUGAGUUUAAGCUCUUUCGCGGACUAGCAAGCCACCAGGAGCGCGUGCAACGGCUUCGCAGUAAGGUCCAGGAAAUCAGCUUUGAGCGGCGGCUUGCAGAGCAGCGGCAAACGAUCAAGCAGGAGCUCAUGGAAGUUGUGAGUGCAACCAAAGAUGCUCAGCGACGAGAGCUCAAGCUUGUGCUGGAUCGAGUAAGAAACAUGGAAGAGAGAAUGUCAGAGGUGAGCGCCAAGAUGGGUCAGAGUGACGAGAAUUUACAAGCUCUCGAAAAGAAGAUAGACAAGAAAUUUCGCGACUCUUCCCUGGCGACAUGUAUCACAAAAGAAAUGAAGAGCGCGCUUGAUGUCCAGAUUGCUGAGCAAGCGUCAGCCCUAGAGGCACUCCGAGCCAAGAUGCUUGAUGCUACCCUCAAUUCCAAAGAAGAAAUUGAUACAGUGCAAGCUAAGAUCACCGAAUUGCAUGACGCCAUCUCGCGGCUGACCGCUGACAAGGUGCAUGGAAGAUAUGCUUCGUCGUCACGACUCGAGAGUGACUCUCGUUACCUGCACAUUCUGUGGGCUGAUGUCUUCAAGGUGGCUGAGAAUUGCAAAGCGAUGUUUGGUAUCCUGGAAGAGCAGGCGGAAAGGCAAGGGCCACUUGCCGAGCUCAACCAGAAGAUAUCGCAAGUCGAGAGUGAGGUUGGUGGUAUUGCCACGAGGAUCGAGCAAGGACGCGACGAGAUACAAGCAUUGUUUGGCAUGAUUGCUGAACUACCACAGGGCCAGUCAAAGUCGAAGUUUCUUCCUGAGAGCGCAAAGAAAUUCCUCAAAGGCAAGAAAUCGGACCAAUAA